AUGGCUUUUGCUAGUGGUUUGGUACCUGGAUCCGAGACUGACAAAAGACAGAGGUACAUAGCUGUGUCCGAGUGUCAAGAAACAAUAGCACACAAGCGUACCCGGAAUGAGGUAUCACUUGUGGAUGGAGAUGAAAAAACAUCCAAGGCGCCAUUUGCACGUCUAGCCAACUACGGCUCGUUGUGGAGAAACACCGACGCGGAGAGUCAUACAUCGAUCGACCACACAGCGGGAGGCUCGCUACUGGGGGCCAAGGAAUUCACCAUUACUAUGGUUCAUAUUCCAUAUCACUACCAUUGCCGGAUGAAUCUCAUAGAACCCGUGAGGGUGCCAGAACAGCUUUCCAAAGCUAGUCGCCAACGAAUUAUUUCAUCAAUUGCGGAACUAGAAUGCAAGAUUUAUGCGAACGACAUCUAUUUGGCUGAUCUAUAUCCCCGGAACGUCAUAGUGAUUGAUCAUGAUAGCCCAGAUCCCUCUGUUGUAUUUGUCGACUUUGAUGAUACAUUAUUCCAGCGGGCGAAGGAUGAUAAUAAAUUAUGGGAUGUGUCUGAGCGAUGUCUUGGGCAGUAUAAAUCCCCUCUGUUACGUUGGAAAGCUCGUCCGGCGAACUUUGUAGAAUGGGUAGACUGGGGCUGGGAUUCAUGGCUACAGGAGGAGUUUGCUUGGACAGAAAGCUCAAUCACGCCAGAAAUACGGGAGGUCUUUACAUUUGACUAG
Molecule: messenger RNA, 717 nt
Organism: Penicillium waksmanii
Lineage: Eukaryota; Fungi; Ascomycota; Eurotiomycetes; Eurotiales; Aspergillaceae
Exons: 3
Coding region: 1-717 (238 amino acids)
Source: RefSeq, a predicted model, not a curated record